Messenger RNA from Cuscuta europaea, 3813 nucleotides. The record is from the annotation of a GenBank genome assembly. Lineage: Eukaryota; Viridiplantae; Streptophyta; Magnoliopsida; Solanales; Convolvulaceae.
GCCAUUAGAGCCCGGAGGGUUCUCUCAUCUUGCAGCAACAAUUCCUGCGGUUGACACUCACGAGCUUUCUUCUAUCACAUAAACGUGUAUACAAACACAUACAGCGAGAGGUAAAGACAGGUUUCUAGGGUUUUGAGAGUGACAGACAUACAGAAACAAAGAUAUGAGUGUAUGGAACUAUGUAGUGACGGCUCAUAAGCCUACCAACGUAACCCAUUCCUGCGUCGGCAACUUUACUGGUCCGCAGGAGCUUAAUUUAAUCAUAGCGAAAUGCACUCGUAUCGAGAUCCAUUUACUCACUUCUCAAGGUUUACAGCCAAUGUUGGAUGUGCCAAUAUAUGGAAGAAUCGCCACACUUGAGCUUUUCCGCCCACACGGUGAAGCACAAGAUUUGCUUUUCAUUGCAACUGAAAGGUACAAGUUCUGUGUUCUUCAAUGGGAUGCAGAGACAUCAGAGCUUAUUACAAGGGCAAUGGGAGAUGUCUCUGACCGAAUUGGCCGUCCCACUGAUAAUGGACAGAUUGGCAUAAUUGAUCCAGAUUGCAGAUUGAUUGGACUUCAUCUAUAUGAUGGAUUAUUCAAGGUGAUACCAUUUGAUAACAAAGGCCAGAUGAAGGAAGCUUUUAACAUAAGGCUAGAGGAGCUUCAAGUUUUGGAUAUCAAAUUCUUAUAUGGUUGCUCAAAGCCUACCAUAGUUGUUCUUUACCAGGAUAAUAAAGAUGCCCGUCAUGUCAAAACAUAUGAAGUCUCUUUGAAAGAUAAAGAUUUCAUUGAGGGUCCAUGGUCUCAGAAUAACCUUGAUAAUGGAGCUGAUUUGCUCAUACCUGUGCCAUCACCCCUUUGUGGUGUGCUUAUUAUCGGGGAAGAAACCAUUGUAUAUUGCAGUGCCGCAGCUUUUAAAGCAAUACCCAUUAGACCUUCCAUUACAAGAGCAUAUGGAAGGGUAGAUGCUGACGGUUCUCGUUAUAUACUUGGAGACCAUAGUGGACUUCUUCAUCUACUUGUUAUAACUCAUGAAAAGGAAAAAGUUACUGGACUCAAAAGUGAGCUUUUGGGAGAAACUUCAAUUGCAUCAACAAUUUCUUACCUGGAUAAUGCUGUUGUUUAUGUUGGUUCUAGCUAUGGAGAUUCACAGCUUAUAAAGCUUAAUUUCCAGCCUGAUGCAAAAGGGUCGUAUGUAGAAGUGUUAGAAAGAUAUGUCAAUUUGGGACCAAUUGUGGAUUUCUGCGUGGUCGACAUUGAGAGGCAAGGUCAGGGUCAAGUUGUAACUUGCUCAGGUGCAUUUAAAGAUGGUUCUCUUCGCGUGGUUCGGAAUGGAAUUGGGAUUAAUGAACAGGCAUCUGUAGAACUUCAAGGUAUCAAGGGAAUGUGGUCACUUAGAUCUGCUACAGAUGAUGCAUAUGAUACAUUUUUGGUUGUGAGCUUUAUUAGUGAGACCAGAGUUUUGGCAAUGAACCUUGAGGAUGAACUGGAAGAAACUGAGAUAGAAGGUUUUAAUUCUCAAGUGCAGACUUUGUUUUGCCACGAUGCCAUCUACAACCAGCUUGUGCAGGUUACAUCGAGCUCAGUAAGAUUGGUCUGCUCUACAUCCAGAGAGCUGAAAGAUGAAUGGCACGCUCCAUCUAAUCUUUCGAUCAAUGUUGCAACUGCAAAUGACACACAGGUAUUAUUGGCUACAGGGGGUGGCCAUUUAGUUUACCUAGAAAUUGGCGAUGGAAGGUUGAUUGAAUCAAAACACGCACAGUUGGAGCAUGAUAUUUCUUGCCUGGAUAUAAAUCCAAUUGGUGAUAAUCCAAACUAUAGUCAUCUAGCUGUAGUGGGAAUGUGGACUGACAUAAGUGUUAGGAUAUAUUCUCUACCUGAACUGAGUCUCCUUAAAAAGGAGCACUUGGGAGGAGAAAUUAUUCCUCGUUCUGUUCUUCUAUGCUCCUUUGAAGGGAUAUCUUAUUUGUUAUGCGCCCUUGGAGAUGGUCAUCUCAUAAAUUUCAUUUUGGACGUGCAUAGUGGAGAGCUAGCAGAUAAAAAGAAAGUAUCUCUUGGGACUCAACCAAUAACACUUCGUACUUUCUCAUCAAAGAAUGCCACACAUGUGUUUGCUGCUUCUGAUAGGCCAACUGUCAUCUAUAGCACCAACAAGAAACUGCUUUACAGCAAUGUGAACCUUAAAGAAGUUAGCCACAUGUGUCCGUUCAACUCUGCUGCCUUUCCAGACAGCCUUGCAAUUGCAAAAGAAGGUGAACUAACAAUUGGAACCAUUGAUGACAUUCAGAAGCUACACAUUCGUUCUAUUCCGCUUGGUGAGCAUGCACGCCGUAUCUGCCAUCAAGAACAGACCCGCACAUUUGCAAUAUGUUGUUUGAAGUAUAAUCAAUCAAAUGCAGAAGAUACUGAAGUGCAUUUUAUCCGCUUGCUAGAUGACCAGACUUUUGAAAUCAUAUCAACAUACUCACUUGAUCAAUUUGAAUGUGGCUGUUCCGUACUGAGUUGCUCCUUCUCUGAUGAUAAUACUGCAUACUACUGUGUUGGAACUGCAUAUGUAAUACCUGAGGAAAAUGAACCUACAAAGGGUCGUGUACUAGUUUUUGUUGUUGAAGAUGGGAAGCUCCAGUUGAUUGCAGAGAAAGAAACCAAAGGGGCUGUAUAUUCAUUAAAUGCAUUCAACGGGAAAUUACUUGCUGCAAUAAAUCAAAAGAUUCAGUUAUACAAGUGGAUGCUCCGUGAUGACGGUACACAUGAAUUGCAGUCGGAGUGUGGCCAUCAUGGCCAUAUACUAGCCCUCUAUGUUCAAACUAGGGGAGAUUUUAUUGUUGUGGGUGAUCUGAUGAAAUCGAUUUCCCUGUUAAUGUACAAGCAUGAGGAGGGUGCUAUUGAGGAGCGGGCGCGUGAUUACAAUGCUAAUUGGAUGUCGGCCGUUGAGAUACUUGAUGACGACAUCUACCUUGGUGCCGAGAACAACUUCAACCUCUUCACGGUCCGGAAAAACAGCGAAGGCACGACGGAUGAGGAGCGGAGCCGCCUUGAUGUGGUAGGGGAAUAUCACCUUGGUGAGUUUGUUAACCGUUUCCGGCAUGGUUCUCUGGUCAUGCGGCUUCCAGAUUCAGAUGUCGGUCAGAUUCCGACAAUAAUCUUUGGGACAGUCAACGGUGUGAUCGGGCUCAUUGCCUCACUACCAUAUGAGCAGUAUGUGUUUUUGGAGAAACUCCAGAUGAAUUUAAGGAAGGUUAUAAAGGGUGUGGGAGGGCUUAGCCAUGAGCAAUGGAGGUCAUUUUAUACGGAGAAAAAGACGAUAGAUUCCAAGAACUUCUUGGAUGGAGAUCUGAUUGAAUCUUUCCUAGAUCUCAGUCGGGUUCGGAUGGAAGAGAUAUCCAAGGCGAUGGAUGUUCCUGUAGAUGAACUCAUGAAGCGAGUUGAAGAGUUGACCAGAUUGCACUGACCUCACUUCCCUUUAUCCUUCUUGUUGUAGAACUAACAAUCAUGUCCAUUCAUUUUUUUAAAAGUUAAAUUAUACUAUCUUUACCCAUCUUUGCUUUUGUAAUGUGCCGUGAGAAAUUGCAGUAUCACUUAUGAAUGUUUCUGUUUUUUCUUCUCAACUAGCUUUUGUUUUAAUACACAUAUUAGCAUUUGUCUUUAUUGUUGAAAUCCUGCUUUUACACAAAUUUCUUAAGACAAUGUGAGUACUUGCAGUUGGAAUUCGUGCUUUUACACAGUUUUCUGAACGCAGUGGGUACCAUACGUCUUGGUUGAAAUGAUUGAAUAUAUCGAGUUUGGAUUGCAAACGAACUUUUGUCCAAUGAGGGAAGUAGGCAGGAGUGG